Setaria italica (foxtail millet) is the source of this 594-nucleotide messenger RNA. RefSeq lists its product as uncharacterized. NCBI's taxonomy places the organism in Eukaryota, Viridiplantae, Streptophyta, Magnoliopsida, Poales, Poaceae. The record is from RefSeq and is a predicted model, not a curated record. The coding region runs from base 1 to 594 and encodes 197 amino acids. The transcript has 3 exons.
AUGGUUGACGAGUUCCAGGCCCUCAUCGACAACGACACCUGGCGCCUCGUCCCGCGGCCAUCCGGUGCCAAUGUCGUGUCAGAGGGGCCGAGCAUCACCUAUCUGCUGCUCUACAUCAACGACAUCAUCCUUACCGUCUCGUCCUUGACUCUUCUUCGGCACAUCAUGGGGCGUCUUCACUCUGAGUUCACCAUGACGGAUCUUGGCGACCUACACCACUUCCUCGGCAUCUCCGUCACGCAUUCCUCCCAAGGUCUAUUCCUGUCUCAGCGACAGUACGCCCUGGAUCUACUUCAACGUGCUGGCAUGGAUAAGUGUCACUCUACAGCGACUCUUGUUGACACUCAUGCUAAGCUUUCGGUGUGCCUCUUCAUGCAUGACCUGUGCAAGCCCCACAUGGCCCUGAUCAAGCGCAUCAUGUGCUAUGUGAAGGGCACGCUCUCCUCCGGGCUUCACAUCGGCACCGGCCAUGUUCAGUCUCUAACUGCCUACUCCGACGCCGACUGGGCUGGCUACCAAGACUCUAGACGCUCCAUCUCUAGCUUCUGCAUCUAUCUCGAUGACAAUCUGGUGUCUUGGUCCUCCAAGCGCUAG